CAUAUGCAUAAACCGCGGUCGGGCGUCACAGGAUAGAUGCCGGAGACCGGGAGUAGCGUUGCUCAGUAACCGAAUCGUUGAGCGGCAGACGAGACGACGCCUUAAACAUUUUUGCACGCCGUUAUUUUUUAUUAUUAUUAUUUAUUUUUUUAACUCACGAUGACAUAAUACAAAAUCGUGGGUACACAGAGCUACCUGCAGUCGUCGACCGCAACAACUCCAAUUAGAUAGAAUAAUAAUAAAAGAAAAUGGGUGUAAAGCGGAAGGAAGACGGAGCGGCGGUGGCGGAGGAUGUAGCUCCAGCCAAAGACGAUGGAAUCCAACUGAAACCCAAAAUGAGUCUUUUGAACGGCGUUACCGUCAUCGUGGGUAGUAUCAUCGGAUCUGGAAUAUUCAUUUCGCCGACAGGCGUAUUGGAAAACACUGGGUCGGUGAACGCUUCGUUGAUCGUCUGGGUCUUGUCUGGCGUAUUUUCAAUGGUCGGCGCUUACUGUUACGCGGAACUGGGAUGUAUGAUAUCAAAGUCCGGAGCAGACUAUGCGUACAUCAUGGAGACGUUUGGCCCGUUCAUAGCUUUCAUGCGACUAUGGGUGGAGUGCAUGAUUGUCCGACCUUGUUCGCAAGCCAUCGUUGCACUCACGUUUAGCCUUUACGUGCUGAAGCCCAUUUACACUGACUGCGAUCCGCCCGAAGAGUCCACACGACUGUUAGCCGCUUGUUGCAUAGUGUUAUUGACGUUUAUCAACUGCUGGGACGUUAAGUGGGCAACACGCGUACAAGACAUUUUCACCUAUGCCAAGUUGUUAGCUCUCAUGGUCAUUAUUACCACGGGAGUUUACCAGUUAUACGCAGGGCAUACCGAACAUUUUACGUUUGUAAAUACAAAAACUGAAGUUACCUCGAUUGCUCUCUCGUUUUAUUCUGGCCUUUUCGCAUAUAACGGAUGGAAUUAUUUAAACUUCGUGAUUGAAGAAUUAAAAGAUCCUAUAAGAAACCUGCCAAGAGCGAUAGCAAUAUCGUGCAUACUCGUCACCGUCGUGUACGUCUUCACUAAUAUAGCGUUUUAUACAACUUUGUCACCACAGGAAGUCCUGACUUCGGAAGCUGUUGCCGUAACGUUCGCGGAAAGACUAUACGGUCCGAUGGCAUGGACGAUUCCCGUGUUUGUUGCUUUAUCUACAUUUGGCGCCGUCAACGGAAUUCUGCUGACAAGUUCGAGAUUGUUCUACGCUGGAGCUAUCGAGGGACAAAUGCCACAAAUUUUGACAAUGAUCCAAAUCAAUCGGCUGACACCCACGCCGGCAGUCAUAUGCAUUUGCUUGCUGUCAUUGAUAUACUUGCAGAUAUCUAACAUCUACGCUCUUAUUAAUUACGUGGGAUUUGCGACAUGGUUGAGCAUCGGUGUGUCGGUUUUGUGUAUACCGUGGCUCCGUUACUCACCUGAUUUGAAGAGGCCGAUCAAAGUCAAUAUGUUCUUCCCGGUCGUCUAUAUUGCUGCUACGCUUUUUGUGACUAUAAUACCAAUAAUCGCUAGUCCGGUUGAAACAGGGUAUGGAUGUUUAAUGAUAUUGACCAGUAUACCAGUGUAUGGUGUGUUCAUUUUUUGGAAAAACAAACCUAUGAUAUUCCACAAAAUCGUCGGGUGUUUAACACGUUACCUUCAAAUACUACUGAUGGUGACCACUUCAAAAUCGCCGGCUAAAGUUUAAAGUGCAAACACUAUCAUCAUAAUCAUCACAACUACAAUACGUCUAUACAACCGUUAACCAACAAUAAUAAUUCCAAUAAAUAAUAAUCAUAAUAAUAAUAUUUUAAAUAAUAUGUUAUGUACUUAUGUGUGCUAUAAUAUGUAUUUUAUAUUAUCUACACACAUAACAUAAUGUAUUAAGUGCUAUUUAAAAAUAUUUUUGUUUUCCAUAGGAUUAAGUAUAUAUUAAUUAUAUUAUACCAAUGUAAGUUUGUAACCCAACAUAGGUAUAAUUAUAAAAAUGUUAAUAACAUUUUAUGAAGGUAUUACUCUAUUACAUGAUUAUUACCAAUACGGAUUACGGCUAUACCUAUAGCCUAUAGGUAAGCUUUAUAAUGAUUGUAAUAAGUAGGUACAAUUGUUUUUUAAACUCAAUUGAUACAUAUUGUUUUUAUACCAAAUACCAAAUCAGUAUUCAGAAAUGACAAUAAUUAACUACCUAUCUAUUUAUAAUAAUGAAAAUUUAUUAUUAAAGUAAAAGCCUACCUAAUCAUUUAUAUUUUUACGAUUUUUAUUUUUUAUGAUUUGUAAGAUUGUUUUUGUUUUAAUUUUGAAUUAAACUCAAAUGGUUGUAAUGGAUUAAUAUGCAAUUUAAAUAAUUCAUAGAAAUCUGGAUACAAAUUUAAAAGUAUAUUUUAAUUGUUAAAUAUUUAAAUACAAAAUACCUAUAAAAUUAAAAAAAAAUACUUUUAUAUUAUUGUUACUUGUUUUUUGAAUUUUUUAAAUAAACUUGGUUUAAAUUGUUUAAAACCAUUAUAGUUUUGACCAUUGCAGUUUUAUAUAAAAAAUAUUAUUUGUUAUUUGAAAAUUCAUUCGGUUUAACUAUUUAGGGAAGACUUAAAUUAUAUUUAUGAAUAUUGACGUUAGUUUUAUAAUUCAUUUUGAACAAUUUUAAAAAAUCUGGAAAAAUAGAACUUAAAACCAAACUAAUUAUUAUUUUAGCUCUAAUUUAAAUAACUUUAUCAAAGAUAUAAUCUAUUAUUCUAUAUUAUAAUAUACUAUACAUUUCAUUUAAACAUCUUUAACUUAUUUAUCACCCAUCUAAUUAAUAAUUCAAAAUAACGAUGUUCUUAUAAGUAAAAACGAUACUAAUAAAAGUUAAAACUAAUAAUAAAUUAACUAUAAUAAUAGGUCUAGCAAUAAUCACAACUUCAAAUUAUUACAUUUUAGAAUUUAUUGUAGGUACUUUGUAGUUACUAUUAAAAUUAUUACAUAAACCUAUUAUUAACUUUAUAAGUGCCUAUUUGUUCUAUUAUUUAUAAUUAAUUAAUAUAACUAGAUAUAAGUAUUAUUUUUUAGAUUGUUAAUUAAUUUAUAAUUGUUAAUUUUAACCAUUUAAAGUAUUUAAGUUUGAUUUCUGUUAGCAAUAAUGUAGAUAUAUACAUUUUUUUUUUAAAACUUAAUUUAUGUUUCAAUGCCAAAAUAUUGAUAUUUUCAACAAUCAACAUGAAACUAUAUGAAAACUAUUGUACUUCCGAAAUUUUAUUAUAAGCAUUAAUAAAUAACAUUUAUAAAACAAAUAUUUAUUUUUAUAAAUUAUCAACACAUUGUUGUUUUUUUUUAACACAAUCAUUAGUCGACCAACGAAAUUAAGUUUUAAUAUCUAUAAAAUAUAUAAUAUUAUAUGUAUUAAUAUAUUACUUUUUACAAUUUUGUAUAAUUUAUAAAACCAAUUUUUUGUUUGUCAUAUUACAUCAACAACUACUUCACUAUUCAUAGGUCACCUAUCUUUAUUUUAUAAUAGUAAGUAUUAGGUAUUUAUGUUUUCAUGCCAAUUGUAAGCAUUUUGUUAUUGAAAAAACAUACAUCAUUAUUUGUAUUCCUUUUUUUUCUAAGAUUUAUUCUAUUAAGUUACUAAUUCUAUAAAAUAUACCUAAUAAAAUAAUAAUCAUAUAUCUUCCAGUAAUAAAUUAAAUGUGUUACUUACCAAUUGUGUUUGGAUCAGACUUGCUUCUUGGGUAUACAUAUUACAUAGGCCCAUCCAUUUUAUUCAUAUAGUUUUAAGUACCUACUUAUUUACCAUAACAACUAAUAUUUAAUACAUUUUCAUAAGAGUAUAAAAAAAAUGUUACACAAAAUUAUUUUAUUAUGAUCAAUAUUCAUUUUGCAUAUAAGAUUACGCAAUAAGUUUUGUUUGUUAUAAUUAGACUUGUUUUUUUGUUCUGUUAUUAAAAAAUAAUGUUAAACAUUAUAUUAUUCGUGCUAAAUAUAUUAGAUGAUAUCUAUAAC
Aphis gossypii (cotton aphid) is the source of this 3976-nucleotide messenger RNA. Its product is annotated as Y+L amino acid transporter 2. Gene Ontology annotation, cellular component: membrane. The record is from RefSeq and is a predicted model, not a curated record. Gene Ontology annotation, biological process: amino acid transmembrane transport. Gene Ontology annotation, molecular function: L-amino acid transmembrane transporter activity. NCBI's taxonomy places the organism in Eukaryota, Metazoa, Arthropoda, Insecta, Hemiptera, Aphididae.